Molecule: messenger RNA, 834 nt
Organism: Talpa occidentalis (Iberian mole)
Lineage: Eukaryota; Metazoa; Chordata; Mammalia; Eulipotyphla; Talpidae
Gene: LY86
Product: lymphocyte antigen 86
Exons: 5
Coding region: 1-480 (159 amino acids)
Biological process (GO): positive regulation of lipopolysaccharide-mediated signaling pathway; innate immune response
Source: RefSeq, a predicted model, not a curated record
AUGGGGGCCCUCGCGGCCGCCCUCCUGCUCUGCGCACUGGCCUCUCUGGGCCGCGUGUGCGGGGCGGCCUGGCCCACGCACACGGCCUGCAGGAGCGGGGACCUGGAGAUGCGCUACCAGAGCUGCGAUCCAUUACAAGAUUUCGGCUUUUCUAUUGACCAGUGCUCCAGACAAUUGAAAUCCAAUCUCAACAUUAGAUUCGGAAUCAUUCUGAGAGAGGACAUCAGGGAGCUGUUCCUGGAGCUGGGUCUCCUCUCGAAGGGCGAGUCCAUUAUGCACAUCUCCUACCCCAUCUGUGAAGAGGACCUGCCCAAGUUCUCCUUCUGUGGGCGAAAGAAAGGGGAGCAGAUUUACUUCUCCGGCCCUGUGAACAACCCUUCGUUUGAAAUCCCCAAGGGCGAGUACCAGGUGCUGCUGCAGCUGCGGAACCAGGCCUGGGCCCUGGUGGCCUGCGCCAACGCCACGGUGGUCGGCCUCUGAGCGGACCCCGCCUGCCCUGUGGAGAUGCCUGGCCCCAGCCAGAGCAGCGCUGACCACAGGGGCUCCCCUGCGGCCCCCCUGGGGCCGCGGCUCCCACCCUCUGCAGGGGUCAUGGACCCAAGAAGCACGGUUCCUGGGGCCCCGGUGGCCAGGGGACAGGGGCGAGGCUGCAGCCUCCUCGAGGGGGGGCCCCGCUCUGGACUUUCCUGCCAUCCCCUCGCCGAGCCACCGAGGUGCCAGCCCCCUCCCCGCAAGGAGACCUGAGAACCAGGCAAAGGGCCAGGAGAGAAAAUGCUUGUCUUUCUGAAUUAAACAGUUCUCUGUAAAAAAAUAAAAAAUAAAAAUACGCGUGGA